Diospyros lotus (date-plum) is the source of this 2904-nucleotide messenger RNA. Its product is annotated as protein NPGR2-like. Lineage: Eukaryota; Viridiplantae; Streptophyta; Magnoliopsida; Ericales; Ebenaceae. The record is from RefSeq and is a predicted model, not a curated record. Gene Ontology annotation, molecular function: protein binding. The transcript has 6 exons. The coding region runs from base 389 to 2623 and encodes 744 amino acids.
CCCUCCCCCCCGGGACGCUGUGAUAUCAUCGCUUACCCCCUGUACUCUCCGAGUCCGAGCUUCUCUCCCACGAUUCAAUUCAAAUUCCGUGCUCAAAACCCAAAAUCUGAGCACCCAGUUUUGAAGCAGACCCGUUUGAUAUAAUUCAGAAUCCCAAGCUGCCAACGCACAGGAAAAGCAAAAGGAGAAUUCAUUGGAAAAGAAACGAAAAGAGAUAAAGAAAAGGUUCCUGGAAGCCCUUUCCGGAUUCUCGGUUGAUCAAAGGGAUUUUCAAAUCAAUCUUUGGCUCAGAAAGAAAUGCUUCGCCGUGUUGAUUUCUUGCGGAUUCGUUGCUUCUGCUUCCCUCCUUGUCGGAAUUAUACAAAGAUUACAAGUGGAGUGAAGCAUCAUGACGAGUCGGAAUAGGAUCCACGAGGGGAGGAGGGCUCGGAUAGCUCACAAGUUUGGGAAGAUCAUGAAAUGUAUUUCCUCAGGAGAGCAAUCAAAAUUAGAUGAAAUGGCUCAAUCUGAAUCCAUUUCAAACAAGGAUUAUAAAGGGAGUGGCUUGUCUCAGGUGGGUGAGAUUGAACGAAAGCUAGACACUGGCAACGUUGAGGAAGCUGAAUCCUCUCUGCGGGAGAGUGGUUCUUUGAAUUACGAGGAAGCAAGAGCAUUGUUGGGACGAUAUGAAUAUCAGAAGGGAAACAUUGAAGCUGCCUUACAUGUAUUUGAAGGCAUAGAUAUUGCUGCAGUGACUCCAAAGUUGAAACUCACCCUCGCUAGACAAGGGGAACGACAUAGGAGACGUUCACAAAGUGAUGCCACCCCCCUACCUAUGUCUAUACACGCUGUUAGUUUAAUAUUGGAAGCAAUGUUUCUUAAAGUGAAGUCAUUACAGGCUCUUGGGAGGUGUAAAGAAGCUGCUCAAUCAUGCACAGUUAUUCUGGACAUCGUUGAAUCUUCAUUUCCAGAAGGCUUGCAUGAAAACCUUGUUCCUGACUGUAAAUUGCAGGAGACUCUAAACAAGGCUAUUGAGUUGCUUCCUGAAUUAUGGAAACUUUCUGAUUCUCCAUCUGAAGCAAUCUUGGCAUACCGGCGGGCCCUUCUUCAUCAGUGGAACCUUGAAGCACAAACUACAGCAAAGAUUCAAAAAGAGUUUGCUGUUUUUCUUUUGUACAGUGGAGGGGAAGCUAACCCUCCAGAUCUUCGUUUCCAAAUGGAUGGUUCGUUUGUACCUAAAAACAAUAUAGAAGAAGCUAUUCUUCUAUUGAUGAUUCUGUCAAGAAAAGUUUCUCUCAAAAGAAUUGACUGGGACCCAUCAAUAAUGGAUCACCUUUCAUAUGCUCUAUCCAUAUCAGGAGAACUAAGGGCAUUAGCUAAUCAAAUGGAAGAAUUACUUCCAGGGAUCAUGGACCGUAAAGAAACUUAUCUCAAACUUGCUCUCUGUUAUUACGGAGUUGGAGAGGAUUUGGAUGCUUUGAAUUUGCUGAGGAAAUUGCUGAAGAGUUCAGAGGACCCAUAUUGUGUUCCGGCUUUAUUACUGGCUUCCAAGAUUUGUGGGGAAAACCCCAAGUAUGCAGAAGAAGGGACAAGUUUUGCUGGCAGAGCCAUUGGAAGGUUGCCAAGAAGAUGCAAUCAGAUGGUAGGCACUGCCAACUGUCUUCUGGGGAUCUCACUUUCAGCUCAUUCUAGAUCAAUUUUGGCUGAUAAUGAGAGGGUCAAUAAAGAAUAUGAGGCACUUCAAUCCUUGGAAGAAGCAGCAAGAAUAACAAGAAUGAAGGACCCCAACAUUGUUUACCAUCUCAGCCUGGAAAAUGCUGAGCAGAGAAAAUUGGACGCUGCACUUUAUUAUGCUAAACGCUUACUGAAGUUGGAAGCUGGUGCUAAUCUUAAAGGGUGGAUAUUGCUGGCUCGUAUAUUAUCUGCUCAGAAACGGUUUUUGGACGCUGAAACCGUCAUAAAUGCUGCUUUAGAUCAGACUGGCAAAUGGGAUCAAGGAGAAUUGUUGCGAACUAAAGCUAAACUUCAAAUUGCUCAGGGUCAGUUAAAGAAUGCUAUCAAAACGUACGCAGAGCUUCUCGCAGUUCUUCAAGUUAUGAACAAAAGCUUUGGAUCUGCAAAGAAGCAUUUGAAGGGAAAUAAUGGCGACCACAAUAGCAUUCUGGAAUUGGAAACUUGGCAUGAUCUGGCUCGUGUCUACAUAAGCUUGUCACAGUGGCGUGAUGCUGAGAUCUGUCUUUCCAAAUGUGAAGUGAUUAGCCAUUAUUCUGCUUCUACGUGGCAUGUCGCAGAUUUUGCAGGGUCCCUUUACCAAGCGAAGGGCCUCCACAUGGAAGCCGCGAAAGCUUUUUUGCAUGCCUUAGAUGUUGAACCCGCCCAUGUUCCUAGCCUGAUCUGCAUGGCAAUGGCUCUCAGGCAGCUGGGUGGUCAUUCUCCGGCUAUUGUCAGAAGCCUUCUGACAGAAGCGCUACGGCUGGACAGGAUGAACAGUUCUGCUUGGUAUAACCUCGGCCUGGCUUACAAAGACGAGGGGGCUGCAUUGGCACUGGAAGCUGCCGAGUGCUUUGAGGCCGCGACAAUUCUUGAAGAGACUGCGCCGGUUGAACCAUUCAGUUCAGAUGACCCCCCUCUUGUCUCUUUUUGAAUCCUCUACUCGACUCCAACAGGCAACAGCUGGCAGACAUCGGCCAUCUUCUUGAACGAACUGCCUGCCUCCCGGCCUCCUUUUGUAUUCUAGUGAACAAUUCUGGCUUGUUUGUCUGCUGACAGACAUAGACAUAGACAAUAGUUUUUGCCGGCUUGUAUACAAACUUGUGUUGGGUACAAAUCAGACACACGCACGCACACUUACUUUGCUCUCCUCCUGCCUCCUGGGAGCUAAAACAUUUUUCAAUGGAAAAGAGAAGAAAGAAAUUAUAUGAUUCA